AUGUCACUUUGCGAUCUGGAAGACUAUUUUCUUGACGAUUUCAAGGUGGUUCGUAAAGGCCACCAUGGGUACAACGGAAGCCGCCGGUGCUCUAACAAAUUCAUGGCGAAGAGGACCUGCAACCAAGCUACCAUCACUAAGACGCUUUAUGAUCCACAAAAUACGCUUAGCAAGAGGAAAACAAAACGUCUACUUACUGACUGUUCGGAUGGCUUUUACACUGAUGUGCCCUACUCAUUGAACAAACAAGAGAGGUGGAAAUAUGUGAAUCCAGACUCUCUUCUGAGAAAUUAUCCGGCCAACACAUCUGAGGUGUGUAUAGUUAGUAGGGAGGUCACUCCUCUAUCUUACGAAGAUUAUCUACGGGGUGACACAGUCACGGACAUGCAUGUCUUCAAUGAGGAUGUGGUGACGAAGCUUUCAUCUGCAGGGAGAAAGAAAGCUAUUCGAUAUUAUAUUAAUCAACUCAACGAAAAGCGACAUGUGGAUAAGGAUGAGGUGGAGCCGGCAAGAAUACUCCUUAACAUCGUCCGGUCGCCCCCCGUUACACAUCUGAACGAAAACACAUUCAGAAUAGCAAAACGUCGAAGACAUGCUGCAUUGAGAAAAACCGAAACAGACAAAUUUGAAGAGUUGACGAAUGACUGUUGCCAGAUCGAUGAUAACGAAUCGACUCCGGAGAGUAGUGACUUCUGCGAAACUGCGCAUACCCUGACGCUUGCGGAUUUCAUUACUAGUGGAAAACCAUUAGUGUCUGCACGGAAAUCUGAAAAUCUAUCCAGCAGCAUUCGUCUGGAUUCCUUCGAGAUUGUCGAAAGGAAACCUGCUGAAAUGGUUAACAUUUCGGAAAUCACCAAUGCUCCCCAUAUUUUUGAAAUUUUCGACAUUAGUAUCAGAAGAUUAGACAGUUUCGAUCUAAAAGAAGAAAUCACACUACUAGCUCCUGGAUACUGCACCGUGCAUUGGUUUGGAUCAGAGCGGGUGUCUCUUGCAAGCAAAAGACAGGUUCAGCCAAUGUUUGUGCUGUUCUUCGAGAUCGAUAGGAAAUCUGGGAAUAUUAGGAUCCGCAUUAAUAUCAACGCUUCAUUUUCUUCUGGAAUUGAGAGAAAUACUCUGGAGAAACUUCUUGAGACAAGAAAAAAUUUCCCAUCGUUGUUCGAAAGCUUGAUAGAAUUUAUCUUCAAACUAGAACUAUUGUCUUCAGAAAAUAAACAGACUCGAUACCACAGUUGCAAAGAUAAUUUUAUGGCCAGCGUCAACAGUGAAAGAAUGGCAGCUGAGGCUACUCCAUGUGGUCACCACGAACAGUUGGAAUUCGUUCGUCCGCUGUACAUCUACGAUGGGACGGAUUUUGUUCCGAAAUCAGUGGGAAACUGCACGUUAUGUUGUCGCUGUAGCUCUCCGUACAAGCCUGAUCUCUUCACGUCAACUAAUGGAAUGAUGUGCAGGGAAUGCGUUGCCUCAUUUAUGAUUCGACAACUACGUCUCAAUCAUUCGCCGGUAGAAAUCCCGCUCAUCACCUCAUCAGAGAGUUCUCCAGUCGAUCUCCUCUAUGCAAUUCUUCCGUUACCCCUGAUGACUUUGAUAGUGAAGAUAUCCUACCUCUACCACUCCUCCCUCUUAAAUCAAGAACCUCACUUGUUGCAAUGUCCUAAAUGUUCGAAUUCCCUUGCAGUAACCGAAGAAAGUGAAUACAAUUCUUGCAUUUGUUCCGUCUGUGGAUGCUGUUGGUGUUAUUUAUGUGGAUGGGAACCCCAUUGGCCGUUGAACUGUGAAGAAUUCAAGGAGUGGAGCAAGAAAUGGGAUAUACAAUACUUGUUCGACAAAUUCAAUCUUCGGGAAGGGGAACGUCUACUACGCAUAAAAUGUAUCUGCGAAAACAUUUUUUACGCUCCCGAAGAUUCAGCUCAUGGGACUUUGUGCGGAGGUCCCAGGUACAGAUGGAAAUGUUGGCUACAAUAUGACAAAGAGGGUUUGCUACGUGACUCACGUAGUUUGUUUUGGCCAUACACUCCGAGAUUCCGGAAGAAGUACCAUCACCCGGGUAGCGAAGAUUUCAAAUAUGGAGCACGUGUACAGCCAGAAUAUCUGAAAGUCAAAAAAAUCAUAAAGAAAGUAUACGCCGAUAGGUGUGGGGAGGUGCGGAGACUUCGCUUUAAUCAGCAGCAAAGAAUCACGUUUGAAGAAAACGUAGAGAAGAUUUUUGAUGAGGAAGCAAAGCAACAUGAAGUUACUGACAUUAGGAAAACUGCACUUAUAUUGAUAGAAAAUUGCACUGCAUGGCUCUACCUUCACCGAUCUCAAAAUAAUCAUCAUUUAAAGGAAGCAGUGUCGAGGCUUUUCAACCAGUAUAUAGUUUUUCAAGAAGGGAUCUUAAAUCAACGAUUCGAUAACAACCUUCAUUUUGUUCGGCUCGAUCAGAACGUAUCUACAGUGAUCGAUUUAUUUCGGCAGCAUCUUGAACUGUUACAGUCUCGGCAUCGACAACAUUGUGGAGGCAAAUUGAGACGUUUGUCCAGAAAAAGGAAAAUUGAAGCGUGCAGGAAGGAAGCGGCACACUCGCGGAACAAAAUCAAACGCUCACUGGAAACGCAAUUCAAUCCAGCACUUGAAAUGAGUGCCGGCCUUUGUGUUGAUAUAGAAGCCAACCCUGCGCCAUGUGACGUAUUUGUAUACUCGGGCCCACAUCCGCUGAAACAAGUGUGCGCCCCUGUGAUGAAUUAG
This is a messenger RNA of Necator americanus (New World hookworm), 2724 nucleotides long. RefSeq lists its product as uncharacterized. The record is from RefSeq and is a predicted model, not a curated record. NCBI's taxonomy places the organism in Eukaryota, Metazoa, Nematoda, Chromadorea, Rhabditida, Ancylostomatidae. The transcript is spliced from 27 exons. The coding region runs from base 1 to 2724 and encodes 907 amino acids.